Messenger RNA from Lobosporangium transversale, 960 nucleotides. Its product is annotated as P-loop containing nucleoside triphosphate hydrolase protein. Bases 1 to 960 code for a protein of 319 amino acids. The record is from RefSeq and is a predicted model, not a curated record. Gene Ontology annotation, molecular function: ATP hydrolysis activity; ATP binding. Lineage: Eukaryota; Fungi; Mortierellomycota; Mortierellomycetes; Mortierellales; Mortierellaceae. The transcript is spliced from 2 exons.
AUGACAGGCACGGCCAAAUCACCAAGUAAGGCAGACGAACCUGUGGACGAACGGUUGCGAAAUAUCGAUCCUAAAAUGAUUGAAGCCAUCAAUAAUGAGAUUAUGGAAUCAUUGCCAGGUGUAACAUGGGAUGAUAUAUCUGGACUAGAGCAUGCUAAGAAGACAAUCAAGGAGACGAUUACCUGGCCAAUGUUGAGGCCGGAUAUAUUCACAGGGCUCCGCAGGCCUCCUAAAGGCUUACUUCUGUUUGGGCCUCCAGGUACAGGAAAGACGAUGAUUGGAAAAUGCAUUGCCAGUCAAUCCAAAGCCACGUUUUUCAGCAUUAGCAGUUCUUCAUUGACCUCCAAAUGGGUUGGAGAUGGUGAAAAGAUGGUUCGUGCAUUGUUUGCAGUUGCACGAUGUCAUCAACCAGCGGUCAUUUUUAUGGACGAGAUCGACUCUUUAUUGACGCAGCGUAGUGACGGCGAAGUAGAGGCCUCUCGAAGGAUCAAGACUGAGUUUUUGGUCCAAUUUGAUGGUGUAGGCGUAGGGGGUGAAGAAGACCGGAUUCUGAUUGUAGGCGCAACUAAUCGACCACAAGAGAUUGAUGAAGCUGCAAGACGUCGGUUUCAGAAGCGACUAUAUAUUCCACUACCAGAGAACCGGGGCCGUCAUUCGUUGAUGAUGCGAUUGUUGGAGAAACAAGCACAUAAUUUGACACCAGAGCAAAUUCAGGAUAUAUGUGAUAGAACAGAAGGCUAUUCAGGUUCGGAUAUGUCAGGCCUAUGUCGAGAAGCGGCACUGGGACCUGUACGGGCAAUUCAAGGGGAUAUUUUGGAAAUCGGUCUGGAUGCACUCCGGCCUAUCAACCAUGGAGAUUUUUUGGAGGCAUUAUCGCAAGUACGAGCGAGUGUGAGUGAUCGGGAUCUGGACUUGUAUAGAGAAUGGGAUAGGGAUUAUGGAUCCGUGGCCAAAUCAUAA